Mercenaria mercenaria is the source of this 3662-nucleotide messenger RNA. RefSeq lists its product as uncharacterized. Gene Ontology annotation, molecular function: enzyme regulator activity; calcium ion binding. The record is from RefSeq and is a predicted model, not a curated record. Bases 1556 to 2167 code for a protein of 203 amino acids. Lineage: Eukaryota; Metazoa; Mollusca; Bivalvia; Venerida; Veneridae. The transcript has 6 exons.
UGAUAGUAAAGUUGAGUUGUUUUGAGUGGAAUAAAAAUCAGUUGCAUCUCUUUAAAUUUAGGAGAAUGUGUGUGUAUCUAAUUCAUUUAUGUAAACAGUAGCACAAUUAGCAGAUAACUGUUUCUCAUUGUUCGGGAAAAAAUCUUUAAUGCAAACAAAAAAUCCGGUCUGUACUCUAUCUGUGCCAAAGAGCAAUCGAUUACCAGUAGCAGCUUUGUAUUUGCGAAUAUCGUCAGUGUGUUGAACUGGCUAAAAUUUCAUUAGAUUUCAAUAACCACUCAAGCCCACACCGUUGAUAGUUAUGGAUACUUUGCGGAUUCAUAUCUUUAAAUUUCUGUAGAUUUACUGCUCUUCAAAAGAACAUUUUUGAAUUACAAAAGGAAUGGUAUUUACUAGGGGAAAAUUUCUAAAAGGUUAUGGUUUGGGUUAAAGAUAUAUCAUGUACAUUGUUUACUGAAAUACUAUAUUCCGGAUAUAUUUAAAUGUAAAAUAUCCACUGUUAAUUUAAUAGGCUACUAAAAAUAAAAUAUGUGUGUAUCUAGGGCUUCUUUUUACAAUUAAAUUUAAUAUAGCAACAUUCAUUUGUUCAAGAACAACACAAUUUACAUUCUCUGCUGACUGGCUUAUGUAGGCUAAGACACAACAUGACAGAAACAGUUACAAUAAAUACAAUCGUCUGGUAAUAAACAUACUGUCAAAUCUCUAUAUAUAGACCAUCUUUUGUAGAGGCGAAAGCGGGUGGUGUUUAUUCACAGAUUAAAGUACGUUGUAAAUGUAAAUAUAGGAAACAAAAACAGUGAUCUAUACAGUUAUUCACUCGUAAUGACUUUCGGUAAUUUAUGCUCAGCUACCUGUUGCCCUAGUGCUAUAUUUCGGCGUUCUGCGGCUGCUAAUGUAGCCUGCACGUGCAACCAGCCGGAAAAUGCCGAACUCGCAUACGGAGAAUACCGUUAUCGUACGGAAAUUGCCGAAUGUCAUUACGGACCUUAAAACAAAUAAAUGAUAUAACUAAAACCAAUCAGGAAAUUAAUCUUCUCCGAUAGAAUGUAACCGCGAAGUCCCAGUUACUCUCCACAACGGUGGAAGUGUGAACUUUGGAUACUAAACACUUAGACACAAAUCAGAUAGGAAUUUCUACUGAUUUUAAUGGACUAUAUACAUUCACAAUAUUCAGUUUGAUACACCAUUAAUGCACUAAUACUUCUGUUUUGAAGUUUUCCCAUCCCAGUGUUUACAGUCUGGACCACAACAAAGCAAUUCUGUCAAUUAAUACAUAAUGCAACAGAGUCGUUAUUGAAAACUAAAAAUCAGUGCGGAAAAAUGACUUACUUUACUUGAAAGACCAAUAUGUAGGACAAUCAUGACUUCUGUUAUUGAUUUGCAAAAACUGAUUUGAAAUUUAUCACUUGUUGUCGGAACAUUAUUCACAGUGACAACUGUAUGCGCGAGAAAAGUGUUUAGUAAUUCCUUAAAACUUGACAUAUCUGGAUAUUAAAACCACCGACAGUGAUUAAACAGUAACUGUAAUAAGAAAAAAACUUUUGAAGAAAUCAAAAUGGCUUCAAACGACUACAAAGGCUUUCAGAAUAAAAUGUCGAGUCGACGUAAGGGUUCUUGCACUGCUUCAAAUGUUUACGAGAACCGUGGGGCGGGAAGGAGACGCUCUUCCGUUAUGAUAGACUAUUUUCGUGAUAAUUACAAGGAUAUCGAGAUGGGGGAGAUAACGGAUCAGCAUCUGAAAGAUAUUCAGGACACAUUCGACCUUUUAGAUACUGACCAUGACGGGCGUUUAACAAAGACAGAAUUAACAACUUUAUUGCGGUAUACCGGAAGUUUAAAAUCGGAUGCAGAAAUGGAAGAACUUCUGGCUCCCAUAGAUUCAGAUCAUAAUGGGAGUAUAGACUAUAAUGAAUUUAAAAAAUACAUAAUUGAAAAAGACAUAUUAAAGUCACUAGCAGACGAGGUGUGUUAUGAAAUGCAAGACGCCUUCAAUAUAUUUGACAAAGACGGAGAUGGAUUCAUAACCAAAGACGAAUUAAAACGAGUGCUAACACAAAUAGGUGAUAAAAUGCCCGAAGAACUAGCAGACGAAUUUCUCAAAGAAGCGGAUCUGAAUGGAGACGGAAAAAUAGACUAUCAAGAAUUUUGCAAGCACAUGGGAUACUGAGAGAAAAAGUGCCAAGUCUGUAUUUUUCGGCUAAUACAAUAAUAAGUAUUCAUUUAUUAAUAAGCAAGAUAUCACAGUCUAUACACAUGCUCAACUAAUAAACGUCGUUGCUUUGCUAAAAUGGGAUGAACGGGAACAAGUUGGAUAUUUGUAAUCGUUAUGAACGGUUACAAAUGAAAUAAAUGUAGACGCUAUGAACUGGUUAAAUGUGAUAUUAUAGUCGUUAUGAACGGGUACAAAUGAAAUACAUGUAGACGCUAUGAACUGGUUAAAUGUGAUAUUAUAGUCGUUAUGAACGGGUACAAAUGAAAUACAUGUAGACGCUAUGAACUGGUUAAAUGUGAUAUUAUAGUCGUUAUGAACGGGUACAAAUGAAAUACAUGUAGACGCUAUGAACUGGUUAAAUGUGAUAUUAUAGUCGUUAUGAACGGGUACAAAUGAAAUACAUGUAGACGCUAUGAACUGGUUAAAUGUGAUAUUAUAGUCGUUAUGAACGGUACAAAUGGGAUAUAUGUAAACGCUAUGUAAAGGUAAGAUUUGGAUACAUGUAGAUGCUAUGAACUGUUACUGGUUGGAUCUGUACAACCGCUAUGAACAUAUAAGAAUGAGAUAUAUGUAGCCGCUGUGAACAGAUAAAAAUGGGAUAUAUAUGUAUAGCGGCUAUGAACGGUUACAAAUGUGAUGCAGUAGAAGCAAUGAACAGAUACAAAUAUGAACGACUAAAACAGUCUCAACGGAAAGGUAAGAUGGCGCUUAAAACACACACCACCUGAAACGAAUUUAUUUUCUUGUAACAGCUCGUCUUAAUGGCUGCAAUUACACCAAAUGUAAAUGUGAAAUGGGCUGAUGCGGUCAAAAUGAGAAAGAUACUGACGCGUAGGACUUCGAGAAAUCGAUUUUCCACGACUGAUCAUGUGUGUAUAUGUCAUCCUGAAAUCUGAACGACAAGAGCACAUUCUGUCGACUGUUUAAAUGUUUUAAAGUAUUAUUGUCUUCUGAAUGGAAUGUAUCCCGUGGAGAGAGAGCUGUUACUUACAAAAGUCUAAUAAGUAGACUUUAUCUAAAUUAUGUAUACAUCAUUAAGUGCUAAGCAUUUCAUACUAAUCAUUAACUCAAAAAAAAAUAAGCAAAUCCAUAAAAGUGCUAGGAAGACUGACACCUGAAGUUAACCGUUUAAUAUCCGACUACAAUCAAAUGCGAGUGCUCAACCAAUUAAAAUGCUGGAUACAGAGACAAAAGCUCACUGACGCCACGAAAAAGGGGAGAAAUCAAUCAGUUUAAAUCUGUGAUAAUCUGAGGCCGGAGCUCAACUAUUUCCAACAACUGUUAUUAAGAAACAAAAAUGGAAAGUCGGCAAUUUGGUUCCUAUUUAUAUGGUUUUUUUCUCCUUUAGGUAGAAAACUGUAUAUUCCUCAUCAUGCAUACACUUUAAUAUAUGUUACUAGUUUAUUGUAUAAAUAUGUAUUGUUGUAUAAUAAAUUUCAUUUUUAUUUCG